AUGUCCAAAGUCCAAAAUUCAAUCCUUCUUCUUCUUCUCCAUUCCUUGUUCAUAUGUGCAGCUUUUGCAGAGCCUUUCAACAUACCAACCGUUUCAUUUUCAAAAGGCUUCACCAAUCUAUUCGGAGAGCCCAACAUCGUCAAGGCCCAAAAUGAUCAAUCGGUCCAACUUCAUCUCAAUCAAAUCACAGGCUCAGGGUUUAGGUCCUCAAACCUCUACAAUCAUGGGUUUUUCAGUGCCAAAAUCAAGCUACCAUCAGACUACACAGCAGGAAUUGUGGUUGCAUUUUAUACAACAAAUGGAGAUAUGUUCCGAAAGACACACGACGAGCUCGAUUUCGAGUUCUUGGGCAACAUAAGAGGGAAAACAUGGAGGUUUCAGACAAAUAUGUAUGGCAAUGGCAGCACAAGCAGAGGAAGAGAAGAGAGAUAUUACCUUUGGUUUGACCCUUCUAAGGAGUUUCAUCGUUACAGCAUAUUGUGGACUAACAAGAAUAUUAUAUUCUACAUAGAUGAUGUUCCAAUCCGAGAGAUUGUGAGAAAUGAAGCAAUGGGGGCUGAUUUUCCCUCAAAGCCCAUGGCCCUAUACGCCACCAUUUGGGAUGCCUCCGAUUGGGCCACCUCCGGCGGCAAAUACAAGGCAAAUUACAAAUACGCCCCUUUCGUUGCGGAAUUUACCGACCUUACCCUCCACGGGUGCACGCAAAACCCGCUUGAGGAGGUGUCGGCGGCCGCCAGCUGCACCGACAUUGACGAGAAGCUCGCCAGUGCCGAUUUUGCUACCAUAACCCCUAAACAAAGAAUGUCCAUGAAAAGGUUUCGAGAGAAGUAUACUUAUUAUUCGUACUGUUAUGACACGAUAAGAUAUCCGGUGCCCCCACCAGAAUGUGUUAUCGAUCCGGUCCUAAGGCAACAGUUUAAGGAAACCGGGCGACUUAAGUUCGACUCCAAGAACCACCAUCGGAGGAUAGCCCGUCUUCUUUUAGUUUAUCCCCGAGACUCGAUAUUUCCUCAGUUCAUUUUUCAUUUACGGCGUUCACAAUUUGUCCAGGCCAGUUUUCUGCUAGCAAAAUUGAAUCCUUCAGCUACUUACAAUUCCGAUACACCAGCUGUUCCGGGUGGCGAUAUCAUCUUCACUGAUGAUGUCAGCUUCGAGGUCUUCUUAGAUCGUCUUCAGCGUUUGGCAGUUCAAUAG
This is a messenger RNA of Striga hermonthica, 1194 nucleotides long. Lineage: Eukaryota; Viridiplantae; Streptophyta; Magnoliopsida; Lamiales; Orobanchaceae. The record is from the annotation of a GenBank genome assembly.